AUGGGAAAGCUGCUAAACGCACUAGCCUCUACGAGCUCUGUGUCAUUUGUGCUCUUGACACUUGCUUCUGCGCGCUCUCAAAAGGCGCGCUAUUACCUCAACACGUUCUUGUACAUGCUGAGUGUCAGCGUAUGCAGCUCGCUAGGCGUCGUGUAUGCCCUUUGUCUUAGCCUUAUUCCUGGCAAGCGUUUCAACACAAACUAUCUCGUGGCACGCUCUUUCUAUGCUAUUGCUGGUACACUUAUCGGAUACAAAAUUUCGCUCGAGGGUGCUGAGCACCUUCAGAACCGCCCGUCGAUUAUGCUGGGCAACCACCAGUCAAUGUUAGAUAUCUUGUACUUGGGUCGCGUCUUCCCGCCAGGCUCUGUUAUCAUGGCCAAGAAGGAGCUCAAGUUUGCCCCGCUUCUCGGUCAGUUCAUGAUGCUUAGUGGCACUGCAUUCAUUGACAGGAAAAGCCGCUCCAGCGCCAUCAAGACCAUGGCCCAGACCGGCCAGCACAUGCGCGAAAACAAGCUGGCCUUAUUUAUAUUCCCGGAGGGCACGCGGUCGCAUAUGGCGACACCUGGCCUGCUGCCGCUAAAGAAGGGCGCCUUCCAUCUGGCCAUUCAGACACAGCUUCCCAUCAUCCCAAUUGUGUGCGAGAACUACCAUCGUAUGUUCGACUCGAAGACACGCUUCGACGGCGGCGAGCUGCGUGUGGCUGUGCUUCCGCCUGUCGAAACCAAGGGCCUCACCGACAACGAUGUCGACCAACUUCUUGAGACGGUAGAGAAGCAGAUGAAAGACCGCCUCAUCCGCUUUGACCAGGAUCUGGAUCGCCGUGACACAUACUUGGCGGCACAUCCAUCGAGCAAGCCUGCCCCGCCGAGAGUGUAUGGCCUUGCGGGCUUGGCCGCGCGCCUCAUCGGCUCAGGCAAGGCUCGCUCGCAUAUCCGUCACCUGGAAAAUAUUUCGAAUGAACAGAAAAGCCCUCUUGGACAAAACCAUCCGAGCGAUUAUGGCCUCGUGCCGGCCUCCCAGGGGUCAGUGCAGUAG
Molecule: messenger RNA, 1035 nt
Organism: Malassezia sympodialis ATCC 42132
Lineage: Eukaryota; Fungi; Basidiomycota; Malasseziomycetes; Malasseziales; Malasseziaceae
Gene: SLC1
Product: 1-acylglycerol-3-phosphate O-acyltransferase SLC1
Biological process (GO): phosphatidic acid biosynthetic process
Cellular component (GO): endoplasmic reticulum; membrane
Molecular function (GO): 1-acylglycerol-3-phosphate O-acyltransferase activity
Source: RefSeq, a predicted model, not a curated record